AUGGGGAAGAGUAGUAGCAGGGGAACGGGGAAGGUUGUGAGUCCGAACAAUAGUGGUGGGAGGAGGAUAGGGAAGAACAGCAGCAGGGGAACGGGUGAGGGUGUGAGUCCGAGCAGUAGUGAUGGGAGAAGGCUGGAGAAGAGCAGUAGUGAUGGGAGAAGGCUGGAGAAGAGCAGUAGUGAUGGGAGAAGGCUGGAGAAGAGCAGUAGUGAUGGGAGAAGGCUGGAGAAGAGCAGUAGUGAUGGGAGAAGGCUGGAGAAGAGCAGUAGUGAUGGGAGAAGGCUGGAGAAGAGCAGUAGUGAUGGGAGAAGGCUGGAGAAGAGCAGUAGUGAUGGGAGAAGGCUGGAGAAGAGCAGUAGUGAUGGGAGAAGGCUGGAGAAGAGCAGUAGUGAUGGGAGAAGGCUGGAGAAGAGCAGUAGUGAUGGGAGAAGGCUGGAGAAGAGCAGUAGCCGGCGGAAUGGGGUUGUUGGUGAAGGGAGGGAGGAGGAGGGAGGAGGUGAGGUGUCGUCUAGGAGCAGGAAAGAUGGCAGGAAGGAAGGGAGGAAGGAAGGGAGGAAGGAAGGGGAGAAGGAAGGGAGGAAGGAAGGGGAGAAGGAAGGGGAGAAGAGGGAGGGGAGGAGGGACGGGAAGGGGAAGGAUGCGAAGGGGAACGAGAAGAGAGGGGAAGUGGAGAGAAUGGAAGAGGAGAAAAGAGGAGGGAGGAAAGAAGAAGAUACGGUUGAAGAGGGCAGAAUUGAAGAGGAUGGGAUUCAAGAGGAUAGGGGUGAGGAGGAAAGGAACGUAGAGGCAGAAGCAUCAGAAGGUGUGAUAGAGUGGACCAAGCAGGGGGUUGUGAAAGGGAGGGAGAAGAGGAGAGAGAAAGACAGAGAGAAAGCAGAGGAGGAGAGUGUAGCAGAGGGAACUUUUCCUCCUGCUGCUGCCAUGCCUGGUUUGGCCCGGGAUUUCACCAUGGCUGACUUGGGCAAUUCUGCUGAGAUGUCACAACAGGGUGCUGCUGCUGCUGCUGCUGCUGUGGUGCCUGGGUUGGCUCGAGAUUUCACCUUGGUAGAUCUGGGCAAGCCUUUUGAGACAGCUGAAAAUGGUGCUGCUGCUGUUAUGCCUGGUUUGACUCGAGACUUCACCAUGGCAGAUUUGGGAAAGUGCGGUGCUCACAGUGGCCGGGAGGAGGGGCAGGCAGAGCGGCAGGGCGAGCAGACUCGUGAGGCACCUGGAAAGCAGGCAGAGCAGGGCAGGCAGGAUGGGCAGGGCGGCCCUUUGAAAGGCGGCCUCGAAGCCCCUCAACACGAUCCCGCACUGCCACCUCUCAAUGCGGUUCACACCACCGGUCGCCCCACCAGCUCCGGCUUUCAGUUCCGCCCUCUUGUCCUCUCAGCCCCCUCAGAUUCCCCAGGUCCCUCAGGCCCUUCUGGCCCCUUGGGGUUUUCAGGCUUCUCAGCCUCCCAGCGCUCUGCCCCCCCCACACCCUUUGGCUUUCCCGGCACCAGCGGCAGCAGCGACGGCGGCGGCGGCAGUGGUGCUGGUAAUGUUGGGGGAGACGGGCACGGGCAGGACCGGGAUUUUGGGCCUGCAGGUGCAGGUGGGAUUCUAGCAGGGGGUGCUGCAGGAAGCAGCAUUGACUGGCAGUGUGGGCGGGAGUUUGGGCCGAUAGGGGCUGCGAGGGUGAGGGCUCAGCGGUGCCGAGAGCACUGGACGCUGCUGUUCAUGGAUCUGCUCGAUCUCAUGCUCAAACGGACGGCUGGAGAUGAGUCUGUGGACGAUGAGGGGGAUUUGGCGGUGAAUCGGACGGCUGGGGAUGGGUGUGUGGGUGGGGGGGGUGCCGGUGGUGGUGUAGGGUGGGGGCAUGAGGAGGGGAAGCGAUGGGAGGGGGGUCAGGAUGAGUGGGUGACUGAAGAUGUUUAUAAAGGGUAUACGUGGGGUGAGGAAGGGGAGGAGGGUAGAGAGGAGGUGUAUAGGGAAGAGGUAGCACUAGCAGAAGGGCUUGCUGCAGCCACACACUCGAGCCUGGAGGAACGGUGCGAGGAGCAGGAUCGGCUGUACCUGCAGCUCAGCCUCGGCCCGGGCCUGUUGGGGAUGACCCUGGCGGCUACAAUGAGGGAACUUGAGCAUAUACACCCGGACGACAGCAUGGCAAUUGCGAGUCUAGCCCAGGAAUUAGGGUUAGACGAGGCGGCGUUUCACGCUGCUCUGAGGGCUGUCUCCAGUGGGAGGCUCAAGGCUGCUGGGUUCGAUCGGGUGAUCGGGAUGGUGUUUACCGGCCGAGGGGUUGAGUCGGUUACAAUGCGGUUUGCAAGGCUGGCUGCUGCGGUGAAAACGGCCCAGUUCUGGGGGACUGGGGCCAGUGCCGGAGCUGCAGCCGCGGCAGCAGGUUCGGGGAAAGGCUCGGCGGCAGGGUCGGUGGGUGGGUUGUGGGCGGCUGGCAGAGCAAGUGCUCCUGGGGUUGGUGUUGGCGCAGACGGUGCGUCAGGUGGUUCUUCAGGUGGUGUUUCAGGUGGUCCUUCAGGUGGUGCCUCAGGUGGUUCUUCAGAUGCUGGCAACAAUGCUGAUGCUUCUGGUUCCGGUACUAGUGGUAGUGGUGCUGAACAUUUAGCACGAGAUGGGAGGAGGAGGGGAGGGAGUGAAGGGGAGGUGGGGGCAUGGCUGAGUGAAAAGGCAGCAGAUGACAGACAGGAGGAUGGGGAGGUGGGGUCUGGUGCGGGUAGAACCAAGCCAGGGCACACCCGGGGCAGGAGUGACAUACCUACGCUGUGGCUGGGGGGAGGGAGGGGCAUCAGCGGCAGUGAUGCCAUUUCUUCCCCCUCUGCUGCUGCCGCUGCUGCUACAGCAGGAGGAGGGAACUCGUAUGUGGCGGAGUUUGUGGAUGCGAUGCUGAGGAGCGAGGUGAUGAGGAGGCAGCACCCGUGGGCGUAUGAGCUGCUGCUCAACUUCCUCAGGAUCAACAGCAGAGGGGCUCCUAUGGAAGAACGAGAACUGAACCUUUGCGCUCAGGUGCUACUCACCAAGUGGUUGGGCGAGGGGGAGGUGCAGGAGAUGGAGGAGCGAGCAGUCAUCAAAAUAGAAGGAAUGGACGACCCGGGCGUGCAGGUGGGGUGGCCCAUGUGGGUGCGCGUGGGGCGCCUCGUUGAGCGCCAGUACGACCUGCCCCGCCUGCUGCGCGCCAUGCAGAGCCUCUCCAUCUGGUUCAACUACGAUGAACUGGAGGAGGACGGCACGUGCAGCAGUGCCACCGUCUCGUCUGUCUUUGACUGGGGCCUGGCCGGCCUGCUACAGGACCUGCCGCCCGGAGACGACGCCGCCCAGUCGCUGCUCGACAUCCUCGAUCCAGAAGAUGACGAAUGGAUCGACGUCUCGCUCGCCGUUGCCGCCCGGAUGGCCCUGCCGACCGGCAACUGGUGGCCAGUGCAGGGCGGCGGAGGGGUGGCGGGGUUCGUUGCCAAGCUGCUGUCACUCAUAGAAGAGUGCGGCGAGCCCACCCCCCAGCAGCAGAGCAGGGCUGUGAAGGUGGCGCUGAGGCUGUGGAGCUGGGCUAUGCCCAAGAGGGAGCAGCUGCAGGAGCAGUGCGAGACGGAGGAGGAGCUGAUGGAGGUGUGGCAGCGCUCUGCCUCGGCCAUCUGGCGAUCCGUGGCGUGUGGAGAAAUGGCUCCAGAGCCUUGA
This is a messenger RNA of Closterium sp. Yama58-4, 3651 nucleotides long. The record is from the annotation of a GenBank genome assembly. Lineage: Eukaryota; Viridiplantae; Streptophyta; Zygnematophyceae; Desmidiales; Closteriaceae.